Aspergillus mulundensis is the source of this 621-nucleotide messenger RNA. RefSeq lists its product as uncharacterized. Lineage: Eukaryota; Fungi; Ascomycota; Eurotiomycetes; Eurotiales; Aspergillaceae. The transcript is spliced from 2 exons. The record is from RefSeq and is a predicted model, not a curated record. The coding region runs from base 1 to 621 and encodes 206 amino acids.
AUGGCACCAAACCGUCCUGUCGAACGCGCUGCGACCAGCAAAAAACCACAUUCUGAUGGCUCCGCCAUUAAGAAACGCAAAGGCUUCUCCGUCGGCCCUGCAAACCUACCCGACGGAACCUAUCGUCGCAAAGCCCAAAAAAUAAAAGCCGAUCUCAUCCAGAAAGCAAAGGUCAAAAAGGCCUAUGCGAAAGUAAAAGCCGCGGAGCUCGCCGCACCUCAACCAAAGCAAUUCUACCUCGAACGUGAAGAGCAAGAAGGACAGGAAGGAAACAAAGGUCAGAGUGACGAGUCUGCGGCGAGUUUAGAGCUUCACCCGGAUCGACAGGCAAUGCUGGAUACUCCCGACGCGGAACCUGAGCGGGUAGAAAGAAGGAAAGAAGGACAGGGAGAGCGAAGAGGCCGGAAACCAAAGCGAGGGGCUUUUGCGAAGGAGUUGGAGAUCGCGGAAAAGAGGAGGCAGGCAGCUGAGAAGAAGAGGGAGCAGCGGGAGUUCAGGGCCAAGGAUAGAGAGGCUAUGGUCAGAGCGAAGCGGCCCGAUCAGAAUGGAAAGAGAAGACUGGGCAGGGAGAGUAAAGUGUUGCUCAAUCGGGUUCAGAGGUUGGUUGCGGAGUCUGCCUAG